This is a messenger RNA of Sorghum bicolor (sorghum), 932 nucleotides long. Its product is annotated as putative glycine-rich cell wall structural protein 1. The record is from RefSeq and is a predicted model, not a curated record. NCBI's taxonomy places the organism in Eukaryota, Viridiplantae, Streptophyta, Magnoliopsida, Poales, Poaceae. The transcript has a single exon. The coding region runs from base 51 to 671 and encodes 206 amino acids.
UCAUAUCAGUUUCACUUCCACUCCACAUCAGCUAACUCACCUCCACCACCAUGGCUUCCAGCAAGCUCUUUGCGAUUGGCCUCGUCGUCUUACUAAGCAUUGGACUGUGCAAUGCUAUUAGGGUGGUAAAUCACGCCACUGCAGAUGGCCAAGGCGGUGGAGGUGGUGGAGCUAACGGGAGUGGAACCAGCUCUGGCUCUGGCUCUGGCUCCGGCUUCGGCAAUGCUGAGGCCUAUGACGGCAGUGCCCAGUCCCCGAGCUCUGGCCACUCGUAUGGCAGUGGAUCCGGUGAAGGUGGUGGCGAUUGGCGAGGUGAGGACCAGUACGCGUCUGGUUAUGGAGUGGGUGGUGCAUCUGGUGAAGGCCAUGGUGACUCAGGUAACUCCAACACUAAUGGGGAUGCAAAUGCGAAUGGAGCUGGUGGCGGGGGCGGCUCUGGUGGAAGCAACGGGAAUGGUAAUGGAUUUGGUGGUGGCAAGGGAGUCGGGGAAGGUGAAGGCGAUAACUAUGGUGCCUAUGGCUCGAGCUUUGCAAAUAGCGGUGGCGAUGGAGGUGGGAGCGGAGGCGGUCGUAAUGGUGGGUUCGGCAGUGGUUCUGGUGGCGGGUCAGGGAGGAGUGGUGGUUCCACAUCAGGUUAUAAUGAUGGCAGCUACAACGGAUCAACACCUUAAAGUCCAUUUUGCUUGAAGUAAUUUGGUCUUGGAACGAUGCAAUGUUUGUUCCAUCUAGCACCACCACUCAUUAUUUCUCUCUAUGUGUAAGCCAUUUGUGAGCUAUAGUUUUCGGUUAUUAGUUCCGAGUCUUGGUAAUAAUGAGGCAAUGAUUGGUUUGUAACCCAUGUGUGUUGGUUGCAAUCAGCCAAUGCAAUGUUCGUGUUAAAUGUUGCUUUCAUCACUAAGUAAUGAAAAAUAAGAAGUUCAAUUUGCUUGACA